Grus americana (Whooping crane) is the source of this 3899-nucleotide messenger RNA. It is a transcript of the gene ASB9, whose product is annotated as ankyrin repeat and SOCS box containing 9. NCBI's taxonomy places the organism in Eukaryota, Metazoa, Chordata, Aves, Gruiformes, Gruidae. The transcript is spliced from 7 exons. The record is from RefSeq and is a predicted model, not a curated record. Gene Ontology annotation, biological process: positive regulation of protein catabolic process; intracellular signal transduction; protein ubiquitination. Gene Ontology annotation, molecular function: protein binding. The coding region runs from base 257 to 1141 and encodes 294 amino acids.
CUUCGCCUGAUCGCUGGCUGCCUCCCAGGGCAGCCAGGGAGCUGUUUCAUUAAUUCCCAACCAAGGUACUCGAGUUUCUGUACAAAGUGCUGCCGGCACCACGUCCCAGUCUGCUGCAAGGUCUGUUCGACUCGUACGCGCAGAGCCUGCUUAACAGAUCACUCCCACCGCCGGGGGCUCGCCUGGGACGAUGGAAUUUGAACUCUCAAGACUGACUGCGAAGUGAAAAAACAGAAAUCAGUCAGACGGGGCUGAGAUGGAUGAUGAGGGAACAAAUCAAAACGCCAGCAAAUUGCAAGGAGCUGGAGGCCAGGCGUCUGCAAUGUCUCUAUCAAACCCGCUGAUGAGGGACUUUGUUUCAGACUGGUCUCCUUUACACGAUGCCUCUAUCCAUGGGCGUCUGCUUACUCUGAAGAAACUCAUCAAACAGGGGAGUGAUGUGAAUCUUGUUACAGCAGACCAGGUGUCUCCUCUCCAUGAAGCAUGCCUAGGGGGUCAUGCUGCUUGUGCCAGUCUCCUAUUAAAACAUGGUGCUCAGGUAAAUGGAGUUACUGUCGACUGGCACACUCCGUUGUUCAGUGCUUGUGUCAGCGGCAGUGUGCCUUGCUUGACUUUAUUGCUGCAGCACGGAGCCAGCCUGCACCCACCCUGUGACUUGGCAUCCCCCAUCCAUGAAGCUGCUAAGAGAGGUCAUGUGCAAUGUGUCGAAUUCCUUGCGUCCCGUGGGGUAAAUAUAGAUCACAACAUUGAGCAUCUGGGUACUCCGCUUUAUGUAGCUUGUGAGAACCAGCAAGUGAACUGUGCCAAGAAGCUGCUUGAGUCAGGAGCAAAUGUGAACAGUGGCAAGGGCCUGGACUCCCCUCUGCACGCAGCUGCCAGGAAUUGCAGCGCGGAGCUGGUGACACUGCUGAUUGACUUCGGAGCGGACAUUUGGGUGAAGAAUGCUGAAAGCAAGAGGCCGAUGGAGCUGGUUCCACCCGGCAGCCCCGUGGGCCGACUCUUCCUGCAGAAAGAAGGGCCGCUGUCCUUGAUGCAGUUGUGCCGCCUGUGCAUCAGGAGGUGCUUUGGACACAAGCAGCAUCAAAAUAUAACUGGACUUCUCCUCCCGGACGAGCUGAAACGUUUCCUUCUCCACGUUUAAGCCUUUCAUCUUCAAAAUGGUGCCUUUAAUAACACAGCAAGGUUCGUUGAGGAAAGACUCUUCUCAUCAGUAGUGUUUCCAAUGCCUGCAAUGUUAAUUUAUGGAAGUUGCUGGUCCCUAGUAAAGCCCUGGGUCCAAGAAGCACAGGACUGACCAGCUCAGUCCUCACUGCCACCAGCCCUGGCAAAUCCAUCAUUUGGAAAGGAACAAUUCUGCAUGGUUGCAUGGUGAAGCUUGAAGAUGUGACUACAAAGUGUAGAAAAUGAGCACAGCAUUUUAAAAUAGAGCUCUUGAUUCUCUGCACCCUGGCACAGUUUCAGAGGGUUCAUGGUUGACAACCCCUUACAAAGAAAACACAUGUCCCAGCCCAGCACUAACAGCACUUCACAUAUAUUAAGGAUACGAGGGCUGUACCCACACCACUGUACAGAUAAGGAAAGGGAACCCAACUGAACCUACUUGCAAAGCAAGCGAGGCCCUCUGGCAGAUGUUAUUUAUUUUCUAAGUACAUCACGCUGCGGAUAGAUGAGUACCAACCAACAAUCAUCUGCAUUUAGGCCAGCAUCUGAAACACGCAUUUCUGCCGUGACAGCAAGUAGGUCACUGCUGAUGGCAGCUCCCUACAGUGCAAUAAUAGUGGGGGGAAAGUUCUUAAUCAUCCAUUAAAGUCACUUAUUCCUGACGCUUUGAGACAUAAGGGAGCCACACUUCAGUACUCCACAUUUUCUCCUUGUAGCGUACUAUUUUUCAAGGACAUAGGCUAACAGGCUAUCAGUGGCAGGCAUUGAGUGCUCCCCCUUUCUGCCCUGAAAAUUAGGCGAUAGUUCCUAAGCAUUUCUCAGCAUGCAUCAGAAAAACAACAGCUUCUAUCCCCUUUCCCCACCCAAGAAAAGAGAUCAUCUUAAGACUGAGAUUUUUUUUUCCCUUGGAGAGGUGCUACCUCAUUCAUAGCAUUUUCCAUGGGAGUGGUAAUAAUAACAGCUCUAAUGCAGGGCCAUAAAACAAACAAUGAAAAUACUGAAAUUAAAGUCCAUUCCAAAUUAGAAGGAUAAUGGGUAAUUUCUGCCCCCUGCUUGGCUGAUGAGCUGCUGGCUUAGUGUGGUGACUCUGAAACAAACAUGACAUGUGGUUCUUAUUCCAUUGAGGUCAUAAGACCAAAUAUUUCCUCCAGCUAAACUUCGACACUGGAUAUUUUUCUUUCCUCCCCCCAGAAACACAUCCUGCUGCCACAAACCAAAGCACGGUUACGACUGCUCUGUGCUCUCCCGGGUGCUCCCCUGGGAAUAUUGACUGCCCGAUACAUGCAGCAGCGAAGAUGCUCAAGUUCUGCCUCCUCUGCCUGCCGCCCUGCCCCCUCCCCAGCUCUGAACCACGGUGCAUCUGCAUCACCUGGGAGCAGCAGCUCACCCACCCCCUCCCCUGCGGGGCUACUGCCACGUCGCCCCUGCGGCGGAGGGGCAGAUCAAGCACUUCAGUGAUUUUGGAGAUCCUUUUCUUCUUGACUUUGCUGUGAAGAGUGGGCCUGGUGUGUGAAAACUAUGACGACACUGUUAAUGCCAGCAAUGACAUAUAUGAGUCCUCAUCUCGUAAGUGGAGACACCAGCAGCCUUCAAAUACACAAAAUUAUUUUGAUCUUUACUAGUGUGCCAGUGUGUGCAGUGCAAGCCCUCCUUUUGCUUGGAUCAAAUGCGACCUGGAUGCUCAUAUUUGAUGUAAAUUACAAUUCAGAUCUGAGCUGCACAACAUCACUGCUGGCUAUAGGUAUCCAGUAUGAUAGUUUGAUUAUUUUUGUGCUGACCAAACACAGCAAGAGCAAUUCUGAUGGUUUUGUGGGAUAUUAAUUGUACCUUAACGGUACAAAAUGACUAACACAGCGAUGUAACUCCUCUUGUGAUAGAGACACCUAGAAAUCUUUGCUGAUCCUACCCAAUACAUCACACAUAAUUUGAGCCACGUAAAAAUUCACUGGCUGGUUUUAGAUGGCCUUCUAUAUUCUUUCCCUCCUGUUGGGAAAGAAAAAUAGACAACUGUCUUUACACAUGGAAUAGAAACAGGUGUCUUGGAUAAGUGGAUCCUUCUAAAAUCAGUACCUUGGUUAAGCUGAAUCUGCAUCGAACAGGCAGGGAACAGACAACUAAAACAGUGCUUAACUUUUGAAGAUUAGAGUAUGAAGAAUCCCAGCUUUGGUUAAACAUCUGAAAACUGAAGAUUCAUCAUUUUAGAUGACGAAGAACGAUUUUUUAACCUACUAGUUUUAUUAUUUACCUUUAAGCAUCUUCUUUUGUAACUUCAGCCAAUGGGUUUAUAGGAGUAAUGCUAAUACCAGGAGAAAAUUGCUCAGAGAAGGCGGUGAGAGUGUUGCUUCUAGAUUGCUUUUCUUCCAGAAAUCUCAUAGUGUGACUCUGUUUACUUGAAUCCCUCCGAUCAAGUGUAAUUAGGAUGAAUUCUGUAUACUCAGCUUGUAUCAUCUCAGUAUACUUGCUUAUUUAUUUUAAUAUAAAUUGUGAUCAACACUGGUGAAUUACAGUUUUAUGCAUCAACACUUAUCCAGUUAUAAACUGUAAAAGUUGUACAAGAUGCAAACUGAAUAAGCUCAUUAUAGGUGAGGUUUGGACCUUUUCCUACAUUUGAAAGCAUUCCAAAUGUAAUGCAGGACUUGAAAGACUGUAAGGAAUAUAUUUUAUCAAAUUCUUUGCUAUUAUUUUGUUAGCAGUUUAAUGAUAGUCAAGCCACAAUUGUAUAGGAUAAUUGCUCAAAA